AUGGACAAGAAGCGGGACAGUGUGAUACCUAGCGUUCACAGAGGAAAUUCAUGGAUUGAACAUAAAUUGAAGAAACGCGAAUGUUGUCGAUUUGUGCCAUCGCAAAAAUACUCGACGAGGUGUGGCUGUGGCAUGGGAAUCGAUCAGCAUCCAGCCGAAGCUCAAAAGCCUAUCAAACCGUCAAAUUUUCUUCUAUUACCUGGCGGAGACGAUGAAACAACAAACAAUGACUCGGAUGGCUUUGAUAUGUCUAAAAGCGGUGGCAGGAAGGCUCAACGUUGGACGAUCGGCAAAAAUACCGCCACUGCACCGACGGACGCCUAUGGAACUAUUGUGUUCGAAGGAUGUGUCCAUCAAUCUCGUGCUCAUUACGUUCGAACCAGCUUCGACACCGACCCGGCAGCUUUGAAUCAUCUUUUCCAAGAGAUUUGGAAACUUCCACCGCCGAAAUUGGUUAUAACAAUCCAUGGAGGGCUGACAAACUUCGAUCUACAACCGAAAUUGGCUCGAAUCUUCCGCAAAGGGAUACUCAAAGCAGCUCGAUCAACAGAUGCCUGGAUAAUAACGUCAGGACUUAACACCGGGGUUGUACCGCAUGUCGCCUCGGCUCUUGAAGAUCUUGGCUCGGCGUCACGAUCUCGAACUCGAGUGAUCGCCAUCGGAGUAGCACCAUGGGGUAUGCUCAAACGGAGGAAUCGCUUUGUCGGGGUGGACAAAUCUGUUCACUACGCCCCAAAUCAGUUCAACAAGUCACGACUGGCUGAGCUAAAUGAUCGCCAUUCGUAUUUCCUAUUUGCCGACAAUGGGACCGUUGGAAGGUAUGGUUCUGAGAUAAUACUGAGAAAACGGCUCGAAACCUAUCUUGCCCAGCACAAAUCUUCAUCGGUUCCGGUCGUCUGCGUGGUUUUGGAGGGAGGUGCAUUUACAAUCAAAGUGGUCCAUGACUAUAUAACGUCUUCCCCACGUAUUCCCGUUGUCGUUUGUGAUGGUAGCGGACGAGCAGCCGAUCUUUUAGCCUUCACACAUCAAGCCAUUGGAGACGACGGAAAGCUAACCGAUUCAGUUUAUAAUCAGUUGAUGUCAUUGGUGGAGAUGGUGUUCAAUUAUGAUGAGAAGAAUGCCGCUCGAAUCGUUCGACAGCUCGUGGACUGCGCCCGUCAAAGAAACUUGAUGACCGUAUUCCGUAUGGGUGAACAACGUCAGGAAGUCGAUCAUGCAAUUCUAACAGCUUUACUGAAAGGCCAAAAUCUUAGCUCACCCGAACAACUGCAACUGGCUUUGGCAUGGAAUCGUGCUGAUAUCGCUCGUUCGGAGAUUUUCACCCUGGGAACGGAAUGGAGCACCCAAGACCUUCACAAUGCCAUGAUGGAGGCUCUAUGUUGUGAUCGAACGGAUUUCGUUCAACUGCUACUGGAAAACGGUGUUUCCAUGCAUCGAUUUCUGACCUACGGUCGUUUGGAACAUCUCUACAAUACCGACAAGGGACCACCCCAUACGCUUCGCUCCAAGAUGGGAAUCACAUCGAAGAGACAUCAUCGGAUAAAGUUGACUGAGGUUGGUCACACAAUGGAAGAUCUCAUGGGUCACGCGUACAAAUCAAAUUACACCAAAGAUGACUUCAAAGCCAAGUAUUUUGUAUUCUCCAAUCGAAGGCAGUUAGGCUAUCAAAAAACGGACCGUGAGGACGUGAGAUUGCGCUCAGAAAAUCUCAAAGAAGACAAAGACCCAGAUCAUUCCGUUAGGAUGGACCUACUCCAUACGGCGAGGAACUCCAUAAUAUCGAUUUUUGGUGGACGACAUGACAAUGAAGACGGCGAAGGUGAUGAAUUCUCAAACAAUGAGGACGACUCAUUGGACUUCACCUUCAAGUACCCUUAUUCGGAGCUGCUCAUCUGGGCCGUUCUGACGAAACGUCACAACAUGGCGUUGCUAAUGUGGAAACACGGAGAGGAGGCUAUGGCUAAGGCGCUGGUGGCAUGUCGUCUUUUCGAUUCACUUGCAAAUGAUGCCUCACAAAACUAUUUGGAGUUGGAAAUCUGCGAAGAAUUGAGGAAGAACAGCGAGGAAUUUCGUGAGCUGUCGAUAGAAGCCCUGCAGUAUUGUACCGAACAGGAUAAGGAUAUCACACUACAACUUCUUACCUAUGAACUGACAAACUGGGGUAACGAAACCUGCCUCUCGUUAGCGGCUCUGAACAACAAUCGACAAUUUCUGGCUCAUCCAUGCUGUCAGCUGCUUCUAUCAGAUCUGUGGCAAGGUGGGCUUCAUAUAAGGAACAGCGCCAACCUCAAGGUUCUCGGUUCUUUACUGAUGCCAGCAAUGAUUUUUAUGAUGGAAUACAAGACGAAAGAGGAGCUGAUGCUUCAACCGCAUACAUUUGCUGAACAUCUCGAGGAAAAUUCUGAAAGUGACUCAUCGCUGAGUGAUGACACCAGCUUCAGUGACAGUAGCUCAAGUGAGACUGAAGAGGAUGUCCAUAACGAAAAGCUGACUCGACCACAUGCUGGAAGUGAAAAAGAUCCGAUCCCACUGAGUUUUCAGCAGUUGAUGCGUGAUAAGUUACGAUUUUCGUUCCGAAAUCAUCACGGCUCACCUAAUGGAAAUGGAAUGGUCAUUGCGCCACAGAUACAGCGUUCUCGAGCAAGGACCAUAUCAGUAACAAACAGGAAACGGAGAUCAAAGAAGGACGGAGACAGCGAUGACAGUAGCGACAAGAAUCGAGGUAAAUCGCGUCGUCGUUCCUCAAAAAAGCAUUCGAGCCUUUAUCUCAGCCGCCCACACUCAGAAGACGGCGAACAAGAUACUCCACAGAAACCGCAUCCGACCACUUUCAGAGAUCGCGAAACUCUUCGAACAGGGCAGCGAUCGAUCUCAUGGCGACGUAAACUUCGUGAAUUCUAUUCUGCUCCGAUUACGACAUUCUGGUUGUGGUCCCUGAGUUUCUACAUAUUUCUUAUUGCUCUCUCUUACACGAUUCUGUUGAAGACACCGAGAUACCCUUCAUGGGUAGAAUGGUAUCUGAUCUCGUACGUGGUUGUAUGGCUUAUCGAGCUGCUGAGAAAGCUAGUGAUGAUAGUGAUGAUCGAUCGAAAACAGCAAAUGUGGCGGAAAGUUUUGCUCUACUUUGGUAACUACCGUAACGGUGUACUGCUUUUCGCUACCGUAACCUAUGUGAUCGCAUUCUGUAUACGCUGUAAUCCUUCUUCCAGAAUGGUGGGUCGAGUGUUGUUGGUGUGCAAUUCCGUCCUGUGGUCAUUGAAACUACUUGAUUACUUGCGAGUAUUCCGUCAACUUGGACCUUACAUAACAAUGGCAGCGGAAAUGAUUCCUCGAAUGCUACCGAUUCUUGCGAUGCUGUUCGUUUCACUGUUGGCAUUUGGUCUAGUUCGUGAAGCCAUAACCUAUCCCUAUGAGAAUUGGCAUUGGCUUCUUCUUCGAAAUAUCUUCUACAAACCAUAUUUCAUGCUGUAUGGUGAAGUUUAUGCACCAGAAAUUGAUGUCUGUGGAGAUGAAAUAUGGGAUGCUCAUAUCGAACAGGACGUGCCUAUCGGAUCUGAACUGCUCAACAUAACUGGAGAAGGAUGUGUACCGGGUUAUUUUGUUGCACCGCUGUUUAUGACCGUGUUCAUGUUGAUUGCUAAUGUUCUGUUGAUGAACACCAUGGUUGCAUGCUGUACGUAUGUGUUCGAACACAAUGUUGAAAAUACCCAAGAGAUUUGGCUUUUUGAACGAUACAGUCAGGUAUGUCCUGUUUAUGAACCAUGUAAUACAGGAGAUUACCGUGGGAACGGAAUGAAUACCUAUCAAAACCAAUUUAACCCAAUGAAACACGACACAAGAGCAACUACAUAUUUAUAG
This is a messenger RNA of Haemonchus placei, 3858 nucleotides long. The record is from the annotation of a GenBank genome assembly. Lineage: Eukaryota; Metazoa; Nematoda; Chromadorea; Rhabditida; Trichostrongylidae.